Molecule: messenger RNA, 1505 nt
Organism: Nerophis ophidion (straightnose pipefish)
Lineage: Eukaryota; Metazoa; Chordata; Actinopteri; Syngnathiformes; Syngnathidae
Exons: 2
Coding region: 46-882 (278 amino acids)
Biological process (GO): regulation of DNA-templated transcription
Source: RefSeq, a predicted model, not a curated record
UCUAGUUUCAUACAUUCUCAUCUUGCCUGCUGCCAAGAAAAAAAGAUGAAAUUCACCACCAAGAAAAUCCUGUCAUGCCAGUGUGCCAGACCAAAUUGGACUUGGUGUCCAACAGAUGAUGUGGUCCUGAUGGCUUCAUCUGACCGGGAUCUUCAGCUCUCGCUGGAUCAGUUCGCAGCCGAGUGUGAAGCGACCGGAAUGAGAAUCAGCAACUCCAAGUCCGAGUCCGUGGUUCUCGCCCGGAAAAGGGUGGAAUGCCAUCUCCGGGUUGGGGAGGAGACCCUGCCCCAAGUGGAGGAGUUCAAGUACCUAGGAGUCUUGUUCACGAGUGAGGGAAGAGUGGAUCGUGAGAUCGACAGGCGGAUCGGUGCGGCGUCUUCAGUAAUGCGGACGUUGUACCGAUCCGUUGUGGUGAAGAAGGAGCUGAGCCGGAAGGCAAAGCUCUCAAUUUACCGGUCGAUCUACGUUCCCAUCCUCACCUAUGGUCAUGAGCUUUGGGUCAUGACCGAAAGGAUAAGAUCACGGGUACAAGCGGCCGAAAUGAGUUUGGGUCUCUCCCUUAGAGAUAGGGUGAGAAGCUCUGUCAUCCGGGAGGAACUCAAAGUAAAGCCGCUGCUCCUCCACAUGGAGAGGAACCAGAUGAGGUGGUUCGGGCAUCUGGUCAGGAUGCCACCCGAACGCCUCCCUAGGGAGGUGUUUAGGGCACGUCCAACCGGUAGGAGGCCACGGGGAAGACCCAGGACACGUUGGGACGACUAUGUCUCCCGGCUGGCCUGGGAACGCUUCGGGAUCCCCCGGGAAGAGCUAGACGAUGUGGCUGGGGAGAGGGAAGUCUGGGUUUCCCUGCUUAGGCUGUUGCCCCCGCGACCCGACCUCGGAUAAGCGGAAGAUGAUGGAUGGAUGGAUGGAUAUCCUGAUGUUCAUGUGUUAGAGAUAGAGAUGUUCCGAUCAUGGUUUUAUGCUGCUGAUUCAGAUCAACAUGAGUGAAAUUGGCUGAUUCUGAUACAAUGCAACAAUAACUACACAAUAUUUCAACUUGCCUCUUAUUUUCUAUCAUCACAUACAAUUGUUUGAUCAAAACAACGUCAGUAGUACACAAUAACUAAACAAAAGUAAAAACUGCUAUUACCUAUUGUUUUGUUCCCUCAAAUUCCUCCUCUGUCCAGGAAGUUAUUCCUUGAGUUUAUAAACAUUAACAUACACAGAAAAAAGAAAGAUUUUAGGAAGAAAAAAAUAUUGAUCAGAUCACUCUCGAAUCAAUCAAAUAAUUCACUGCACUACCCAUGGUAUCAACACUUUCCAUUUAUGAAUUGAUUCACGAGGACCCCGACUUAAACAAGUUGAAAAACUUAUUUGGGGUGUUACCAUUUAGUGGUCGAUUGUACGGAAUAUGUACUGAACUGUGCAAUCUACUAAUAAAGGUUUCAAUCAAAUCAAUCAAUUCCUCUUGACAGGGUUUGCUAAACACCAAUCGUUGUUAUAAUAUCCUCUCUCAAACUAUUAAU